Molecule: messenger RNA, 1122 nt
Organism: Cannabis sativa
Lineage: Eukaryota; Viridiplantae; Streptophyta; Magnoliopsida; Rosales; Cannabaceae
Product: LOB domain-containing protein 4
Exons: 2
Coding region: 207-839 (210 amino acids)
Source: RefSeq, a predicted model, not a curated record
CUCUCAUCUUUUUUUUUUCCUACUUUUGCUUUAAUUUUUCCUUGUAUUUUUUUCUCAUAUUAUAUCUUUUUAUUUUCUUCAAUCAAUUCGGUCCCAAUUAAUCCAUUUAUAUAUAUACUUACAAUUACAUAUAUAUUCUCUAAAUUCACAUUUUCUUGCAUUGUUAUCAUUUAAUAUUAGUAAUUAUAAUAAAUAUAUAUAAUAUAAUGAAGGAGAAUAGUAAUAUUGGGAGUACUGGUAAUGGAAGAAAACAAGGUGGUAUGUCACCAUGUGCGGCGUGUAAGCUUCUGCGCCGGCGGUGUGCGCAAGAUUGUGUGUUUGCUCCAUAUUUUCCGGCCGACGAACCUCACAAAUUUGCUAGUGUUCAUAAGGUCUUUGGUGCUAGCAAUGUUAACAAAAUGUUACAGGAACUACCAGAGGAGCAGAGAAGUGAUGCAGUGAGCUCAAUGGUAUAUGAAGCAAAUGCAAGAGUGAGAGAUCCUGUGUAUGGAUGUGUUGGAGCCAUAUCAUCCUUACAACAACAGAUUGAUGCUCUUCAAACCCAAUUGGCUAUAGCACAAGCUGAGGUAGUCCACAUGAGAAUGACCCAAUUCUCUCCCACAUCCAAUCAUAAUCACCACCAUAAUAACAAUAAUUAUAAUAAUAAUAAUAAUAAUAAUAAUAAUAAUAAUCCAAUAUCCACCACCACCACCACCCUAAUUAAUACUCAUGAAAAUACUAAUAAACACCAUCAUCAUCAUCAUCAUCAUACCAAGUCCUUUUUUACCAUGGACAUGGCUGUAGUAGAUCAUCACCAUCAUCAUCAACCUAAUAUGGGAGAAUCUUUAUGGUCAUGCUAGCACCACCUGCCUCAUUUAUUUAUAUAUAGCUUUAAUAUUAUUAUGGCUUUAUUAUACUUAAUUAAUUAAUUAAUAUUCCUAAUUAAUUAUCACUUUAGUAUUAUUAUUAUUAUUAUUAUCGACCAUAUAUAUAUGAUCAUGGCCCAUACUUUAUAUAUUGUCUGUCUCUUUUUUACUUUUCUUCUACAUAUCAUAUAAAUUUAGAUUAUCAUGAUGAUGAUCAUCAUCAUAAUGGUUAUUAACCACAUAUUGUAAAUUUCUAGCUUAUAAGUAAACUUGUAAU